Drosophila suzukii is the source of this 3389-nucleotide messenger RNA. The record is from RefSeq and is a predicted model, not a curated record. Lineage: Eukaryota; Metazoa; Arthropoda; Insecta; Diptera; Drosophilidae.
CUCACAGGUGUGCAAAGAGCCCGCAGUGCGAGUGCAAGCAUUGGUCUUACCUGAUAAAAGCCUGGAUAUCGAAUUGGAUUAAAAGCAGCCCCCACCCUCAUCUAAAAUUACCCAAAAAACCCCUCAACGGAUUAUAGUGCGUACUCUAAAUAAGUGCCCCGAGUGCCGCGUGAUAUAUAGUGACCACAACUGAACAAUCUGUGUGUGAAAAUGUGGAAAAGCUUAUGUUUGCUGCUCAUACUGACGGCCACCUGCAGCGCAGGACCCCUGACCGCCCAUCAGAAGAGAAAAGCACCGGCGUUCCGUGAGGAACCAGUUGAGGUGGAAAUGCCAGAACAGACUGAAACGGAGGACGAAUCAUCUCCGGCGGAACCAGCUUCCCUGGGAACCCUUACCCUGCCUAGCAAUGCCACCUCCAUCCGGUCGGACAUCACGGAUAACUUUUCGUGUGCCAACAAGACCUAUGGUUACUACGCGGAUGUGGAGAACGACUGCCAGAUCUUCCACGUGUGCUUGCCAGUUACCUACGCAGAUGGCCGGGAAAACACUUUCCGCUGGAGCUUCAUCUGCCCCGAGGAGACGAUCUUCAGUCAAGAAUCCUUCACCUGCAUGCGUCGCGAGGACAUGACCAUCGAGUGCCAGGAUAGCUCUAGGUACUAUGAACUCAAUGGCAACUUUGGAAGUGCUCCAGCUGAGGAGGAAAGUAAACCCACUCCCGUGGAGAGUGAGCAGCCGGAGGAGGAGGAGGAGGAGAUGGAAGCCAAGCCAGUUGAGGCAGAGCCAGAGGUUCCUGCAGAGCCCGAGGUUGUGCCAGUCAAGCCCAUGAAGCCAGUCAAAGUGCAGAAGCCCAAACCCAACCGGAGGAAGCCCCAACCCCACAGGAAGGUUUCAGUUCCAGUUCCAGUGACGGCUGCACCCGUGGUGGAAGCUGUUCCCGAACCAGUUGCCGUCAUCGAAACGGAGUCCAAGCCUGUGAAGCCACACCGAUUCUCCCUGAGACCCAACAAGGAGAGGCCCCAGGGAUUGAGACCAGCAAUUACUGCCCCACCAGUGCGUAACGAUAUCUUCAAUGGAAUCCGCAAACGUCCGGCUAUCUUCAAUAAACCAACUACCGUGAAACCCGUGGAGGAAGUUGUGGAAAGUGAACCAGCUGUCACAGAACCUGUGAUUCAACUUAGCGAGCCCCAACCUACACUGAAAUUGCAGACCUUGUUUGCGGAACCCGAGGUGAUUCCCGUUGAGAUUCAGGAACCAGAGGUCCAGGCCUCCGAGCCAGCUGUGACUUUUGUUCAACCAGAGCCUGUGGUUGAGGAAAUGGAACCCACAAAGGUUCAUAUGGAUACCAAGAUCGAGGAUGUCAAGCCCAUCGAAGCCAUCGAAGAGAUUCCUGCUGUCAUAGUGGAACGUCUAGAUGAAACCAUGCCUUUGGAAAACGAGAAGAUUCCUGAAGAGCAGGAGGAAACUAAAAUAAGUGAAGAGGUUAAACCAGAAGAGGUCAAAGCAGAAGAGGAGGUCAAACCAGAAGAAGAGGUCAAGCCAGAAGAAGAGAUAAAGCCAGAAGAAGUGAUUAAAUCAGAUGAAGAGAUCAAGCCAAAAGAAGAGAUCAAACCAGAAGAAGAGAUCAAAUCAGAAGUAGAGAUUAAACCUGAAGAAGAGAUAAAACCAGAAGAAGAGAUCAAACCAGAAGAUGAAAUCAAGCCAGAAGAAGAGAUCAAGCCAGAAGAACCCAUCAAGCAAGAGGAAGAAGUAAAGCCCCAGGAGGAAGUUCAAGCAGAAGAAGAGCCAGAGGUUCCAGCCAAGGUGGAGGAGAUCCAUGAAUCUAUGCCCGAAGAAAUUAAGUCGGAUCCAGCCAUAAUGGAAACCAGCAACUCACAGGAGGAACCCUUGAAUCUGGAAACCCUAGAAGCAGCGAAGCCUGCCGAUGCACCCGAGAGCAUGCCAGCCACUCCCGAAAUGGAGCAGCAUAGUCCUCUGGUGGAGGAGAUCCUGGAUAACAACCAUGAUGGAGAGGCUCAGGAAUCGCUGGGUGGCUUCAAGCCCGUGGAUCCUGUAAUGGCCGCCGAGGCAGAGCAACUGAUCACCGACUUCCUGAAUACCCUGAAGAAGAACGAAGAGAAACCAGAGACUGACAUGGCAGAGAGUUCUUCACCAGUCGAGAAUGCAGAUGUAUCCAUUGAGGAGGCCAAACUGCCAGAACCCGAAAUUGUGGACAAGAAUGCUUCCGUCGAGGAACAACUUUUGGAGGAAACUGAGGUUAAGAAGACCCAGAAGCCCCAGAUGAUGCAGGACUCUCCCAUCAUCAAUAUCAAGCAGGUGCAGCAUAUGCCCAUGGACUAUCAGAUUCCAGUUAAGGUGAUUCCCCUCCAUAUCCAGCCUGUUUCUGCUAUAUAUGAGAAUUCAGAGGAUGCCAAGGGAAUUGCUCCCGAGGAGGUUAAAGAAGCUGCUCCCGAGGAGAUCAAGGAAAGUGCUUCCGAAGAAGUCAAGGAGGAAACUAACGAGACUAUCCAGGAAUCUUUUGCCCAAGAAACUUCUCCUGAGGAGAUGAAAGAAAGUAUUCCCGAGGAAGUCAAGGAGACCGCUCCGGAGGAACUCAAAGAGACUGUUCCACAGAUGGUCCAAGACUCCGAGGCUGAAGUGGUAUCCAAUCCCGAGGAGACUCCUUCCCAGGACGAUGCUCAGGAUCAAGGAAGUCUAGUCACUGCCUCCUACAUGCCCUCGAUCAGCAUCGAUGACAUCGUGGAGCUAGUUAAAGAGCGCCUAGAUCAGACGCCCAAGAAGGAUCAGAUGGCUCCCAUGGAGCUGAUACUUACCCCAGGAGCGGCGGCGCCCAUGACCCUGGUUCAGAGCAAUCCAGAGCAGCAGGAGCCGCAGGAGGCCCAGUCAACGGAGGAGAAGGAUUCGACUGUCGAGCAGGAGGAGGAGCCCAUCCUGCCCAUCUACAAGCGCAUCUCCGCCGCCGAACCCGCCAUGUCCAAGGUGCAAACACUGCCUGUAACUGUGAGCAAGGUGGAAACGGAAACGGAAACGCUUCCGGAAACUGAAACCCAACCGGAAGUCCGGAAACUCAAGAUGGAUGCCCGCAAGCGUCGUUUCCUUUUCCGCGCCGAUGCCAGCUAGAGAGGAUUAGAGAAAAAGAGAGAGCAUACUGAUGGACAGAUAGCAAUCCUGGCAAGGAUUAUCCUCCCACUUAGCCCGAACCGGAACCCCGUUCACCUCCUAGUUCCCAAUACGCUAUCCCACUCAUUUGCACCUAGGCAAGUUUUAUUUAAUAAUUUUUUGAUUUCCUAGUUUUAUGGCCAUUUUUCCAAGGAUAAACGCGCACGAGAGUUGAAGUUUAAGCUUAGAAUUGUUGUUCCGACGAGUUAAAGAAACAAAUUACAAAAACAAAA